UAACCACUCAGAAUCGAAAACAUUUGCUUUUUUUAAGAUUACAUCCAUUGGUUUGGAAAAUUAGGCGUAUAUGAAUACAAAUCGAUAUCAUACAAAAAUAACACAUUUAAAACUUCCGUAUUGCAUUUCACAUCGCCAGGUUACAAUGACUGACCAUAAAAUAAUUGUAACGUUUGCUUUCUGUUUAUUACUUUAAGCUCUCAAUAUUCCUAUCGAUGAUUAGUGGCUCAAGUAGCAAUGUUUAAUGUCUGCGAGUAUCAACAGAACAAAGCAAAUAAAACAACGUCGCUUAGAUUUGUUUCCAAGCUACAUUAACGAGACAUCUACUGCGUCAUUGACAGGAUAGAUUUGCUACAUUUGUGAUCGUAUUCUACUGUAAUGGAAAAAGAAUGGAAUAGUGUUAAUCAAACUACAGAUGACACCGCUUGGUGCUAAAUUUCAAAUCUUUCACAGGGGGAAAUAUUAGCUAUUACAAUAUAUUAUUUCUGUUUUAUGUAAUGACAUUUGACUUCAGUAAGAGGUAGUAGGAGAGAGAAGCAUUUCUGUUUCUUUUCAUUAAGCAGCUGCGUGCUCUGGAACAAAAUUAUCUGAAAAGAAAGUUUUGUGAAAUAUAUUUUUGUGUACUUUUUUAAAGAUGCCUUGAACAAUAUUUAAUUGUUUUUAAAAAUAACUAGACAAUGACGUUUCAUUAACAGCUAAUAAACGUGCGUUCAUUUGUUUAAUUACCAUAUAUUCUUUUUCUGGAAAAAAUGACACAAUAUAUAUUAAACACGAGCACGUGUGAAGCGCUGGGGAAUCACACGGCGGUACAGGGACUAGUUUCGUCAAUAGAAUUGCACGAGACAUUGCUGCUAGUUACAGGAUUUGGAUUAUUUACAACUUUAAUUGCAUUGCUUUUCGUUUGCAUUCGCCGACGAGUUUACAACGACAAGAACACAUUGGACACGGCAUUUGAUGCUGGAGGAAAAGUGAGUGUUGGUCUUACAGCAACAACGAUCGUGUCACAAUGGACCUGGGCUGCCACACUUCUCUAUUCCUGCACUGUAGCGAGUAAGUACGGGAUAAGCGGUCCGUUUUGGUAUGCUUCGGGAGCGACGAUUCAAAUCCUUUUGUUUGCCAUGGUAUCCGUCCAGUUAAAAGUCCGUGCACCUGGAGCCAAGACAUUCCUUCAAGUGAUUCGGGCAAGAUAUGGCGCCACUACACAUAAAGUGUUUGUCUUCUAUGCCCUCAUGACGAAUAUCAUUGUCACUGCAAACGCCAUGUUAGGAGGUUCGGCAGUGCUGUCAGGAUUAACUAAAGACAUGGGGGUGGAGUACGCCACAAUGUUGAUGACAGCUGUAAUUGGGACGUAUACUAUGAUUGGAGGGCUGGGUGCCACGUUUUAUGUGUCAUUCUUCAACACGGCUAUGAUAUGUGUAAUGAUGCUGGUAUUUGUUAUUCGUGUCUAUGACGACCCGGAUAGUGAUGAUAACCCACUAGGUUCAGAGGAAAAGGUAUUUAAUUACAUUGCCUGUAGUGAGGGACCAGAAGGAAACAAAGACAACAGUUUUCUGACCCUAAUCUCGAAACCAGGGUUCAUGUUUGGAAUGAUCACAGUUGCAAGUGGAUUUGGAACUUCAUAUGUUGACCAGUCGUAUUGGCAAAGCAGUGUAGCCGCCAAACCCAGACAGGGUGUGUUUGGUUUUCUAGCUGGUGGACUCGUCUGGUUCUCUAUACCCUUUGCUCUAGCCACAACAAUGGGUCUGGCGUACAUCUCACUGAGCGCUCAUCAAAAUAAACCUUUGCUCGUCGAGGAGGAUGUCGACAUAGGUUUAGUAUUACCUGUGGUCGCCCAGAGAAUGUAUGGUCGUACUGGAGAGAUGAUGAUGAUCGUGAUGAUAGUGAUGGCGGUGGUGUCUACUGGAUCAGCCGAGGUCGUGGCUGUGACGUCAAUCAUCGUGUACGAUAUUCACCAACUUUAUCUCAAGCCCUACCGUCUGGUUCACGAUGCGAAUUCAUGUAUAUUAUGUGGAAGAGGGCGGGGUCGUAAAUCAAAUGUUCGAGAUAGAUGUACAUGUGAAAGUAUGACUGUGUGCUCGGACUGUGCACAUGAUAAUAGACAAAGAAGCCAGUCAAAACGUGCCCUUAAGCCACCAUACCAGUGUCGUACACAUGGGAGUUACAGGGAAUAUACGGACUACCUCACACAUUUAAAAAACUGGUGUCUUCUGUGGGUAACACUGGGAAUCAUUCCAUUAACAAUCAUCCUCUACAUUUUACGAAUAAACUUAUCACUCGUGCAUAUGUUUAUGGGCGUGACAAUAAACUCGGCAGUGAUACCGGUUGUACUAGCUAUGUUCUGGGAACGUCUUACUGGACUAAGCAUGAUUGCCGGAAGUAUAGGAGGGUCGGUACUCGGCUUGAUUUCCUGGCUCAGCGCAACAGCGUCAUAUCCUGGAGGACUUUCACAGUUCAGACAAAACUCUAUUCGAGAGGUACCAAGCGUGACUGGUAAUUGGAUAUCACUGCUCUCUGGUGGUAUGAUAGCCGUCUGCGUGAGUCUGUUGUCCGGUCGCAGCAAAGAAGGCCCGGAAGUCUGGGAGAAAACAAGAGAUAUAGACAGUCCUCUUAGUCCAUGGACAGAACUUUAUGAGAAGGAUUUAAAUAUUGCAGGCGCUUACAGACUUGACAACCGACCUUCACUAGAGGACGUACAUAAAGCAUUCAAGGGAGCUAAAUAUGUCGCGUCUGUCGGAUCAAUAUCUUUGUCAGUUCUGCUUGUAGUUAUCUGGCCUUGCAUUAUGAUAGGUGUAUCGGUGAUGUCAUAUGAAGCAUUCAACCAAUGGGUGACUGUAUCUAAAGUCUGGGCAUUUUUAGCUGCCAUCUUUAUAAUCAUAGCACCAUUAGCUAAUGAAAUAUGGGAUAUUUACAAAACUUUCUUCAGGAAUAACCGCAUGAAAACUUUCCCGGAAGAUUUACAUAACGAGAACGCGAACACUUCAAGUGUUUGUGAACCAACUGAUGAAGACGCGGGAAAAGGUGUCACAGGUGAUAAACGUACAGACGUCGAGGGCGUUCAUUUAUCAGCGUUCACACCUUUUAAGAGUCGUGAAAGUGACGCUGGAAUAAUCGGUCAAAACAUUCAAACAAAGAGUGACUAGGGUGGGGGGUAUGUUAAUAUUCAAACCUAUUCAUUUUGUUUAGAAACAAGAAAUGUACAAGUUGUGAAUCAUGUUUUAAUCAAUGUAUGUUUACUUGCGUUUGUAUAGUAUUCCCAGAUCUUGGUCAUGAAAUCAGUCUAAACUACAUAAGUACAACGCCAGAAGGUACAGGCACCACUCCAGAACUAGUGACGGAACAAACAUUGUGUUCUCUCUUUAUGAUUUGCUAUAAUAAUAUAUCAGAAAACUGUAUUUAAAAGUUGAGUUACUAAUGAAGAAACUCUUAGGAACAUGUAAUAAUGAUACAUACCAAUAAAGUGACAUUUUGCUGAUUUUGUCAUUGUCAAGUUUAGCUGAAUUGACUAUAUGCAUUUCAGAAGAUUCAAUGCUAUAUUUGUAAUCGACCAAAAGUUGAUACUAGUAUUUGAAAUGUUGUAGGAUGAGAUAUCAAU
This is a messenger RNA of Ruditapes philippinarum (Manila clam), 3592 nucleotides long. RefSeq lists its product as uncharacterized. Lineage: Eukaryota; Metazoa; Mollusca; Bivalvia; Venerida; Veneridae. The transcript is spliced from 13 exons. Gene Ontology annotation, cellular component: plasma membrane. Gene Ontology annotation, molecular function: urea transmembrane transporter activity. Gene Ontology annotation, biological process: urea transmembrane transport. The record is from RefSeq and is a predicted model, not a curated record. The coding region runs from base 750 to 3140 and encodes 796 amino acids.